Amphimedon queenslandica is the source of this 503-nucleotide messenger RNA. RefSeq lists its product as uncharacterized. The record is from RefSeq and is a predicted model, not a curated record. The transcript has 3 exons. The annotation marks the transcript as partial. Lineage: Eukaryota; Metazoa; Porifera; Demospongiae; Haplosclerida; Niphatidae.
ACUAAUAUUCCAGAUAGUGUCACUAAUAGAUGUUCUCAUUCUCUCUCAGUUUGGAAUGAGACACAGACCACUCACUGGAUAAUGGAGUUUGGAGGAAGGCCAAGAGAUGCUGAGUCAACAAUCAAUGAUACAGCAUUUAUUGAAAUCAUAUCUAAUACUGGUCAUUUGGUAGUACAAUCGGUACUGGACAUUAAUGAAUAUCAGAAGAGAAGAAUACAAGAUGCUGUAGGGAAGUGGAUGGAGGAAGGGAGUGUUGAUCUAACUGUUACUCGUGUUAAUAUGCUUGGUGCUCCUGGAGCUGGUAAAACCUGCUCACUGCUCCUCCUACUAAAUGAAGAUCCACCGACUAAUGACACCAGUACACCCAUUGCCUGCCCUGCCGUUAGGACUACAAGAGUUGCCAUUUGCGAUAAAACGAUUUGGAAUCGAGUGACUCGAGCCAAUUUACUUGAUCAAUUAGCAGCGGAUUUCGAAUCAGUUUCACAGGAAAAAACAACAAAAGA